AUGGAAACUCCAGUUCCGGAAGUGAUUCAGGGUAUCGUUAAUUUCCAUCUUGGUGUCACUUUAUCGUACUCCACAGCGUUGCGCGAAAAGAAUCUUGCGGUUUGUGAUAGACGUGGUAGUCCGGAAGAUAGCUACAAGAUGAUGAAUUGCUAUUUGUACGUGUUAGAGCAAGUGAAUCCGGGAACAAAAACCAGUUUGAAAUUGGAUGAGGCAGGUAAAUUCAAGUACCUCUUCCUAGCCUUGGGAGCUUGCAUUGAAGGGUUCGCAGUCAUGAGGAAAGUGAUAAUUGUGGAUGCGACAUGGCUAAAGAACAGAUAUGGAGGUGUUCUUGUAUUCGCCAAAGCUCAAGAUCCUAAUAGUCACAAUUAUCCCCUUGCGUUUGUAGUACUAGAUGGAGAGAAUCAUGCUAACUGGACUUGGUACUUCGAGAACCUAAAAACUGCUAUACUAGACUCUUCAGAACUGGUUUUCAUGACUGACAGAAAUCAAAUCAUGAUCUUCGCUAUAGAAAACGUGUAUCCACAGGCUCACCAUGGUCAUUGUUUAUGGAAUUUGAAGGAAAAUGUGAAAGGGCAUGCUUCAAACGUCAACAAAGAUGUAGUCGGGCAUAGAUUCAUGGAGCUGGGCAGAUAUUACACGUUGGCCGACUUCGACUCUGCUUACGAGUCAUUUAAGAGAACAUAUCCUUGGGCUUGGAAAUAUGUAGAGGAGCACACUGAAAAAGACAAAUGGGCUAGGGUGUUUUUCCACGUGACAGGAUCAGUCGAAACCAAACUGGUGCCUCUGGUUGAGAACUACUUGCACGAUCUAUGGGCUGUCGCACGAACGCUACCUGUGCGGGAGUUUAAUAGUUACGAGUUCGAAUAUGAGGUCACCAAUAGUGAUGGAAAUAUAUAUUUGGCGAAUUUGGUUGCAAAAUCUUGUACUUGUAAGGUGUGGGACUAUGAAAAUUUUCCUUGUCUGCAUGUAUUGGCUGCUUACAUAUAUUACACUAAGGACAUUGUUGGCAGGCGCCGUGAUAUCCAUAUAGUAUAUCAUGAGCUCUGCUCAAAAUACUACUGGGCCGAACUGUGGGCAUUGGCAUAUUCCAGGACACUUUAUGUUGUGCCGGACAGGUCUUCAUGGAAUGUACCAUAUCACAUCAAAGAGAUGGAGAUUAUACCUCCUGAUCGCAUCACGCGGAAGGGAAUGAAAAGAUUUAAAAGGCAUCCAACUUGUGGGGAACAGCGUAAAAGGACACAGAACAAAAGGCGGCCAAGACAAAACUAUGGUUUCAAUUGGUUGUUAUUUGGAAAUGUUAGUGCCCCCACAGCAUGA
Brassica oleracea var. oleracea is the source of this 1317-nucleotide messenger RNA. RefSeq lists its product as uncharacterized. The transcript is spliced from 2 exons. The record is from RefSeq and is a predicted model, not a curated record. Gene Ontology annotation, molecular function: zinc ion binding. Lineage: Eukaryota; Viridiplantae; Streptophyta; Magnoliopsida; Brassicales; Brassicaceae. Bases 1 to 1317 code for a protein of 438 amino acids.